AUUCCAGACUACCAUAAUGCCGUCAUCGUGGCCAAAUCACCGUCCUCCGCUAAGAGGGCCCAGUCCCUCGCCGAGAGGUUGCGUGUGUCUAUUGCUGUGAUCCACGGUGAUGCAGAGACGGACCUGCUGGACGGACGGCACUCUCCUCCGACAGUCAGAACCACCGGAUGUCUACCUGAACUACCCUUCUGUAUCCCUAAGGAGAAGCAUCCUAUCACAGCCGUGGGAGAUGUGGCCGGACGCAUCGCCAUCAUCGUGGAUGACAUCAUCGAUGAUGCAGUGGGUUUUGUGGCGGCAGCGGAGAUGCUGAGGGAGAGGGGGGCGGGGCCGAUCAUCGCCAUGGCAACACAUGCCAUCCUGUCUGCGGACGCUCCCAGAAUCCUCCAGGAGUCAGCCAUUAGUCAGGUGGUGGUAACCAACACGAUUCCCCACUCGUCCCAGAAGCUCCAGUGCUGUAAGAUAAAGACGGUUGAUGUUUCUCUGAUCCUGUCUGAAGCUGUACGGAGGAUCCACUGUGGAGAGUCAAUGUCUUGUCUGUUCCACAACAUAGGAGCUGACGACUGAUACACACACACACACACACACAGACUACACACACACACACACACACACACACACACACACACACACACACACACACACACA
Messenger RNA from Oncorhynchus gorbuscha (pink salmon), 645 nucleotides. Its product is annotated as phosphoribosyl pyrophosphate synthase-associated protein 2-like. Gene Ontology annotation, biological process: purine nucleotide biosynthetic process; 5-phosphoribose 1-diphosphate biosynthetic process. The annotation marks the transcript as partial. Gene Ontology annotation, cellular component: cytoplasm; ribose phosphate diphosphokinase complex. The transcript has 5 exons. Lineage: Eukaryota; Metazoa; Chordata; Actinopteri; Salmoniformes; Salmonidae. Gene Ontology annotation, molecular function: ribose phosphate diphosphokinase activity; magnesium ion binding. The record is from RefSeq and is a predicted model, not a curated record.